Messenger RNA from Cotesia glomerata, 1319 nucleotides. RefSeq lists its product as uncharacterized. The record is from RefSeq and is a predicted model, not a curated record. Lineage: Eukaryota; Metazoa; Arthropoda; Insecta; Hymenoptera; Braconidae. The coding region runs from base 153 to 905 and encodes 250 amino acids. The transcript is spliced from 4 exons.
UUGUCAGUGCAUUGGAUCGUGCAAAUGUAAGUAGCAGAAAUGCUACUUACAUUGUAGCUGCUACUUUAAUCAGCGCGGGACUAGAUAUAAGUCAAUAUAAUUUGAGUCACUCAACCAUCCAUCGUCAGCGUGAAUUAGCGAGAAAAAGUACAAUGGCAAAUUUACAACAAAAUUUAAAAGUUGAUAAAUGCGUUUUACACUGGGAUGGGAAGAUAAUGCCUGACAUUGAAACGCGCCAAGACGUGGACAGAUUACCAAUCGUAUUAUCAGCUUCGGGACAAGAAAUACUACUUGGUGCUCCCAAAAUUGACUCUGGAACUGAGGAAAAUCAAGCCUCAGCAAUUAUUUCUGUCCUGAGUGAAUGGUCUAUCGCUGACAGUAUUACAGCAUUAUGUUUUGAUACUGCGGCUGUAAAUACAGGAAUUCACAGUGGUGCAUGUGUUCUCGUUGAACAAGCACUAAGAAGAGAGUUGACUUAUUUACCAUGCCGUCAUCACAUUAUUGAGCUAGUUUUAAGAUCCGCAUUUGAAACUUAUUGGCCUACAUCUUCAGGUCCAAAUGUUUCGAUUUUUACUCGGUUCAAAAACAAAUGGAGUGAUAUUAAUCAACAAAAAUAUACUACUGGGAUUUCAGACAGAGAAGUUCAAGAAGCCCUUGCAGAUAUAAAAGAUGAAAUCCUAAUACUUAUUGCUAAUUACUUACAAAUUUCGCAACCAAGAGGAGAUUAUAAGGAGCUUCUGGACUUAGCUCUGAUUUUUUUGGGAGCUUUGCCAUCUGACAGAGUAGUUUUUAAAUAUCCUGGAGCUGUUCAUCAUGCAAGGAGUCCGUCAAAUUUGUAUUUUUGUGAUAAAAUUUCACAUAAAAGCGUGGUUUUCAGCAACGUCAGCGAUAACAGCGCCAAGUAAUGAUUUAAUGCUGAUAAAAAAUUUGCUUCUCGACAAAAAAAUUAAUUCAGCUGUUUCAAAAAAGACAUCUGAGAAAAUGGCUAAUCAUCUGUGGUACCUUUCUGAAGAAUUAGCAGCUUUGGCUUUAUUUGAUUCGAGAGUUUCACCGGAAAUAAAAAUUAGAAUGGUAACUGCUAUAAAGUCCCGAGAUAGUAGUAUAUUAAAUAAAAAGCGCUUCAUAAUCAAUAAGAAUAAGUUGAAUACGUUAUUAAUAAAAGAUCUAAGUCAUUUCGUUUCUAAAAGAUCAUUGGUAUUAUUUGAACGAUUUGGAUUGUCUACUGAGUUUCUUGAUGUCGACAUCACUUUAUGGGCUAGUCACAGAAGCUUUCAAGAAAAUAUUCAAUUUUUUAGUACAUUAAAAGUAGUGAAUGACGU